AUGCCCAAACAUGUCAGCAAAAAGGUCCGAGACAACUGUGAUGACCCAUUGGCCUCCUUCCUCUCAACAAAGGCUUUCUCCAGCUCCUCGGAUCUCACUGGAAGUUCCAGCCAGGCUCAACUCAACUGGAGAAUGGGAACUGGUGGUUGGUCCCCAGCAGAUUCCAAUGCCCAACAGUGGCUCCAGGUGGACCUGGGCAACAGAGUGGAGAUUACAGCGGUGGCCACGCAGGGAAGACACGGGAGCUCUGACUGGGUGACAAGCUAUCGCCUGAUGUUCAGCGACACAGGGCACAACUGGCAACAGUACAAGCAAGAGGACAGCACCUGGGUAGGAAAUGCUUUCGUCUUCCAGUGAAUAAAGAUGAGAUU
Messenger RNA from Phodopus roborovskii (desert hamster), 371 nucleotides. RefSeq names its product contactin-associated protein like 5-3-like. Bases 1 to 357 code for a protein of 118 amino acids. The transcript has 3 exons. The record is from RefSeq and is a predicted model, not a curated record. Lineage: Eukaryota; Metazoa; Chordata; Mammalia; Rodentia; Cricetidae.